AUGGCUCCUCAAGUCUUCCUCGUCACUGGAUCUACAUCCGGUAUUGGAGCAGCCUUGGUGGAACACAUACUCUCCCGCGGCGACAAAGUGAUUGCAACCGGCAGAAAGGUUGAAGAGAAGCUCGGUCACGUCAAGGCUCAAUAUGAAAACAUUGCCCUGAUGGAGUUGGAGGUCACUGCCGGCAUCGAAGUGAUCAGAACCCAAAUUGAGACGGCCUGGAACAUUUUUGGUCACAUUGACGUUGUGAUGAAUAAUGCUGGCAUGUCCGCCAUGACGGCCAUCGAGGAUGCAAAUGAUGCAUAUGUCCAAAACAUGUUCUCAGUCAAUCUCUUUGGCCCGGCUCACAUUACCCAGGCCAUUCUGCCUCUGUUUCGCGCCCAGGGCCACGGCUGCGUCGCAUUUACCUCCUCGAGCUCAAGUUGGAUGGCUCUCCCCACCAUGUCCCACUACUCAAUGACCAAAGCAGCUCUCAGUGCUUUUGCAGAGUGCCUUCACAAGGAGGUCAGUGACCUGGGGAUUCGCAGUGUCGCCUUCGACUGCGGCGGCUUCAUCACCAACCUGAUGCAGCCUCGUCAAGGGGCGCACGCUAGCCCUGCCGGUCCUGAGCCAUCCAAUGCGUACAAGCCACUGUUUGACAACAUCAUCGGAAUGUUUUCGAACGACCCCAUGAGUCUUAUGCCGGGAUCCCCCGCCAAAGCUGCUUCCACCAUGAUUGAUGUUAUCAAGGGAGAGGGCGUUGCGGCUGGCCGGCCUUGGGCUGCCCGCGUUGUGCUGGGCUCGGACGCAUAUGACAGCGGAUUAAAUCGAAGACAGGAGGAGCUUCAACUGCUCAAGGCCUGGCAACCAGUCAGUGCAAGCACUGAUGAGCGAAGGUUUGAGCCUCGGGAUGAUUUUCGCAAGGUUAGCAGGAUGACUGGUGUGGACCAGCUCUGA
Messenger RNA from Trichoderma reesei QM6a, 933 nucleotides. RefSeq lists its product as uncharacterized. NCBI's taxonomy places the organism in Eukaryota, Fungi, Ascomycota, Sordariomycetes, Hypocreales, Hypocreaceae. The transcript has 2 exons. The coding region runs from base 1 to 933 and encodes 310 amino acids. The record is from RefSeq and is a predicted model, not a curated record. Gene Ontology annotation, molecular function: oxidoreductase activity.